CGGGGCGAAGGCGUGGUGAGCGUGGAUGAAUGCAAGCGUGCACGAAUACUGGAGAAGGCUACGAAUAGUGGACAGCGAUACAGCUCACCGACUCUCUCCUCUGCUGAAAACGAAAGAGGCAUGCAUUGAAUGGGGUUCCAAUAUGCCAGGGGAGACCUAUUUUAGAAUCAAGAAACCAACCAGCUGAAAUACAAGGAAACGCCCAAACCGAAGAUGACGGAGGGGAGACUCUGCCAGGUGCAUCUCCUUGACGACAGGAAACUCGAGCUGCUGGUUCAGCCCAAGCUGUUGUCCCGUGAACUGCUAGACCUGGUGUCCUCCCAUUUUAACCUCAAGGAGAAGGAAUACUUCGGACUAACGUUUGCUGAUGACAGUGGUCAGUGUAAAUACUUGCAGUUGGACCGGAGAGUUCUGGAACAUGACUUCUCUAAGAAGGCUACUGGGCCUAUCGCCCUCAACUUCCUGGUCAGGUUUUACAUCGAGAGUAUAACACUGCUGAAAGACAACACGACGGUGGAAUUAUUCUUCCUGAAUGCAAAAGCUGCCGUCUACAAUGGGGAUAUAGAGGUGGAAAGUGAGAAUGUCUUCAAAUUAGCAGCAAACGCCUUGCAGGAAGCAAAGGGGGAUUUCUCAAGUGAUGAAACCACCAGAACGGAACUGAAGAAGCUUCCAACUCUUCCCAACAAGGUGCUAAAGGAGCACCCAUCACUUACAUACUGUGAGGAUCGAGUGAUAGAGCAUUACAAACAGCUGAAAGGAGUCUCCAGAGGACAGGCCAUAGUGAAGUAUUUGACCCUAGUGGAAUCCCUACCCACCUAUGGUGUCCAUUAUUAUGAAGUAAAGGACAAGCAAGGCAUCCCAUGGUGGCUUGGGAUCAGCUACAAAGGAAUUGGCCAGUAUGAUUUGCAGGACAAAUUGAAACCACGGAAGGGUUGGGCCCUCGUUACAGCUGGAGCAGACAAGGCCAGACUUGAAAAUCCAAGAGACAGUCAGUUCAUAACCAGACUGUUUGAUCGAUCCCUUCAGCUGUACCAGUGGAAGCAACUGGAGAACUUGUAUUUUCGGGAGAAGAAAUUUGCUGUUGAGGUGAAUGACCCUCACAGGCGGGCAGUGACGAAGCGUACAUUUGGCCAGACUGGCUUAGUCAUCCACACAUGGUACGCCAGCCACUCAUUGAUCAAAACCAUCUGGGUCAUGGCCAUCAGUCAGCAUCAGUUUUACUUGGACAGAAAGCAAAGCAAGGGUAAAAUAAGUGCAGCGAAAAGUUUGGGUGAUAUUGCCAUGGAUUUAACAGAACAUGGAGGAGGAACCAAGAUAACCAGACUGGGAGAUAACCUAAAGCACAACCUUAUUAUGGCUAGCACUGGCAGCCUGGCGUCAACAGGGUCUGCAGAUUCAGCAGUGGAUGAGGAGCAGAAAAAGGAGAAGAUCUCUGAGCUAAAGAAGAAGGAACAAGAGAUCCAAGAUGUCUUGACCCAGAAAACAAAGGAGCUGAAGAACAUCUGCUUGAGAGAGGCGGAGCUCACGGGCAAACUGCCCAAAGAGUAUCCCCUGUCUGCAGGCGAGAGACCUCCUCAGGUCAGACGGCGAGUUGGCACAGCCUUCAAACUGGAUGACCUCUUCCCAUACAACGAGGACCCUUAUCUGAGGAACCUGGAGAGCAGGUUUGCUCUGCAGCGGAAGAUCGUGGAAGCAGCUAAGAAACUGGCCUCGGAGGCAGAGAUUUGUAAGACGGUGAAGAGGAAGAGGAGGAGGAACUGUCAGGACGCCAUGAGGAAACUGCAGCAGGUCGAGGAUGAGAUGAACAAGUACAGAAUCAAGAAAGGCAAGAAGCCUACCCAAAGAGCCUCUGUGAUUAUCGCAGAUGAGCUUCUCCGUUCAGAGACGAGCUCACUGUCAGACAGUCAGAUUCUGGAUGACGAUGACUCGGAUGGUGCUCUGAGGCCCCGGUCACGGUCGGUCCAGUGCUCCCCUCAGGUCAGCCCUGCACGUUCCCUGGAUCACCACCACAACAAGAGUCUCAGCAGGUUAGCAGCGUUUGACGGCCAGGAUGCUUCACAUCAUUUUCACCCCAGAGAGGUGUCAUCUGCACACAGCAGCCCCGCCAUAACGUUACCCAGAUCUCCACGGGACCCACGCAGCAUGCCCUCCACCCCCGUUAUGACCCGCAACGCCUACAGCAGCAGCCAUCUCAGGUCGGAUGGGAACUCCCAGUCCUUCAGGCACCGCAGUGGCAGUCUGGAGUCCCAGCAACGGAUACUAAAGGAUACCGACUCAGAGAAGCCAGUCUUCACCCUGUCCCCUGCCCGCAGGAGCAACAGCACAGAGGCCCUGGAGGACUGCUCCUCCUUCACCAGUCAGUCCAGCCUGGACUACCCAGGCAACCCCCACUACUGCACCUUGGACUCUCGAACCCGCAACCAUCAGCUGCACAGGAGGGUGGAGGUCUAUGGAAACACAGGCAGUAUGCCUAAUCUGGUCCAGAAUCAUAUUGGCUGUAGUUAUUUGUAUGAGCCCCCAGCGCACUAUGCACCGACUGCUUACUACGUGGCAGGUUACCCCUGUCCAGACAUGGAGCCCUACUCCAACGGUGCUUAUGUGUAUGAGAACGAGAUGGAGGGCCACUACAAUGUCAACCCUUCCUACCAAGUCCACAAUUAUCACAGACACGAGCGCUACAGGACCUAUAGUAGUGAUCGAGCGGACAGCCUUGCUCAGAACCCAUACGCCACCAUGAGAUUGCCCCGGACCAGACAGGGGCCCCGCAAUGAGCCCUUGCAGAAGAACAUGCAGAAGGCUCUGGUGGCUGAGCACCUGAGAGGCUGGUACCACCGCAGCGGUGGCCACAGAGAGGCAGGCAGGGGUCUGGCUGGGUAUGACUAUGACAACGGCUCUCAGCUCAGCCUGGGAUACCAGACCAUGCCAGCCCCCUUCAGCCACUCUAGCCGAACCACCUCCUACUCCUCAGUUUCCUCAUCAACCAGCACAGGAAACUGGCGCAGCCAGUUGGCUGUGGGUGUAACAGACUAUGAGAACAUGACAGAGUCACCACAGCACCCUCACCCAGGAGCCCAUGGCAAUUACAACCGCAGUCCCACCCAUACCAGAUUUCCCCCAGAAUGCAAUGUGUUGAAGAGGUCUGAUACAAUGCCAGUGGAGUCAGUAGAGGUGUUUGGUGCUGUGGCCAAUAGCACUGAGGAAGACCAUUAGGCAACUAUUCAAACACAGAAGGAAGAGUAUACAUGGAUGGAAAUUAUAUGGGCAUGCACUGAAGAUAAGAGGACCAAAAGAAUCACUGGCACAAUGACCCCAACAUUGGAAGCACGGUUCUCUGGAAGGAUACCAACUAACCUCUGGACAUGCUGCAUUAUGACACUCUUGAAUGACUCUCCCAUGUGCCUUGGAUUAGAUGGAGAUGGAUAUUAUUCAGGAAGACAUGGGAUGUGGUGAUGGCACAAAUGCAAGGUUUUGGUGAUCUGGGAAACCAGCUUCAUCAUUGUGAAUAUUGUGAAGGAUCUACAAACAGCAUUUCAAACCCCGGGAUACCUUUGACCCAAAUAUAUUACCCUCUUGUAUUAUGACAAAAAUAAGUCUUUAAAAAAAAAAUCAAUUGUCAAAAUCAUUGUCUUUAUGAUAAUCAGUCAACUGUGUGUUGGGAGUGUAUGGAUAAGGAGUUAAAGCAGGAUACCUCCAAAGUGUUGUGCCAUACAGUACACACAGAGCACUAUUUAGUGAGCUACUCAUUAUACAUGUUGUAAAUCAACUUGAAUAUCUUUGUAAAACAUUUAGGUAUACAUUUUGGAGUUACUAUUCACAAAGUGUGAUAACAAAAUAAUAAACCAACCCUUCCUGACUGCGGUUUGUCAGUCAAUGGACUGAUGCGCUCUCUCCUCUCCCAAGUAUGAAUCUGAAUGUACAUGUUGAUAUUGUUUAAGAUGAUUCAUAUUUUCCUUUUUGUGAUCGUGUUAAUGUGGUGUAUAUUGCUUGCAUGUGAACAUAAACUUUUGAUAAGCAGCUUUUUUGUAUAUUGUAAAAAGAUAUGCCUUAAAAUAAUGUUUCUUUAUUGUUUCUCUUUAUUGUCUUUCUCUACACAUUUGUACAUUGUCCACAUAUUGUUAGGCUUUGUCAUCUCCUACUCUAAGUGAAAUAUUUCCCAUUCGGAUUUGGGACAUCAAUAAAAAAAAAACGUGUGAGACA
Oncorhynchus tshawytscha (Chinook salmon) is the source of this 4197-nucleotide messenger RNA. RefSeq names its product FERM domain-containing protein 4B-like. Bases 214 to 3210 code for a protein of 998 amino acids. Gene Ontology annotation, biological process: establishment of epithelial cell polarity. The transcript has 24 exons. The record is from RefSeq and is a predicted model, not a curated record. NCBI's taxonomy places the organism in Eukaryota, Metazoa, Chordata, Actinopteri, Salmoniformes, Salmonidae. Gene Ontology annotation, molecular function: cytoskeletal protein binding. Gene Ontology annotation, cellular component: adherens junction; cytoskeleton; bicellular tight junction.